GAUGACUUGGCCUUACGUUUUGUGCAUUACCUCCCCAGAUGACGAGCUCUCGUUAUAAAGAUGCAGGCACUGGCUGCGGUCCUCUGGCAGAAGCUUGGCAGGUGGAUUUUUGGUAACUGCACAGCAAGAGAAACAAAAGGUUGAUGGAAAACUACACAUUCAACAGCUUCACCCUGCAGCUGGAGGGGUUAAAGGUCACAGAGGUUUCCAUCUACCCCGUCUUUUUCUUUUUCUUUUUCUGCUACCUGAUCAUUAUGCUAAUCAAUGUAGGCAUCGUUGUCCUGGUUUUCACUGACAGGAACCUUCACCAGCCCGUGUAUCUCCUGUUCUGCAACCUGCCCGUCAACGACAUUGUUGGAAAUUCCAUCAUGGUGCCCCGGCUGCUGUCAGACAUCUUGCUGCCUCCCUCUGAACGACUCAUCAGUUAUUUUGAAUGUGUGAUUCAAGCUUUCACCACACACAUGUUCGGCACCACUUCCCACACAGUGCUGAUGAUCAUGGCCUUUGACAGAUAUGUGGCCAUCUGUAAUCCCCUGCGCUACACUGCCAUAAUGACCAACAGAAUGGUGAUGAAGCUGACAGUGUCUGCCUGGGGAGUGGCCUUUGUUUUGGUGGGGAUUCUGCUCAGUCUGACCAUACGGCUGAACCGGUGCAGGACUCUGAUCACAAACCCCUUCUGUGACAACGCCUCACUCUUUAAACUCUCCUGUGAGAGUGUGGUAAUCAAUAACAUCUAUGGCCUCACUUUCACUGUGGUGCUGUUCACAGCUUCUAUAGGCAGCAUGGUUCUCACCUACACUAAGAUCACAGUGGUCUGUCUGACCAGUAAGAACAAGUCUCUGAACAGGAAAGCCCUGAAGACCUGCAGCACUCAUCUCUUUGUGUAUCUAAUUAUGCUUUUAUGUGGAAUGCUCAUCAUCAUCCUUCAUCGCUUCCCUCAGUACUCAGACUACAGGAAACUGUCUGCCAUUCUGUUUCACAUCAUCCCCGGCAGCCUCAACCCCGUUAUCUAUGGGGUUCAGUCAAAAGAGAUACGAAAAUUCCUGUCAAAGUUGUUCAAGUCCAGAACGAUUUUUCCGUCAUUAUAA
Molecule: messenger RNA, 1088 nt
Organism: Toxotes jaculatrix (banded archerfish)
Lineage: Eukaryota; Metazoa; Chordata; Actinopteri; Toxotidae
Product: putative gustatory receptor clone PTE03
Exons: 2
Coding region: 144-1088 (314 amino acids)
Biological process (GO): G protein-coupled receptor signaling pathway
Cellular component (GO): membrane
Molecular function (GO): G protein-coupled receptor activity; olfactory receptor activity
Source: RefSeq, a predicted model, not a curated record